GUUCCUUGCGAACGGCUUUUCCACUGCGGUUGCCAAUCAGUCAUGUUUACCAGAUACCACAUCGUAGCACGAACCAUGCGUGUUGCAAUUCAACGACCUGCCUAUGCCUCAAGGCCAACUCCCAGAUCUUUUUUCAAAGCGGCUGCCGACUUCACCAACAUUGGGUCGAAGGGUACACUCGCCAAAGAAAAAAUCACUAUCUACAUUGACGGGCCCGAAGAAUCCUACGUGUGUAUUCCCGCAGAAAUUGGCCAUGCUCUACAGGCUGCUGCUCGGCUUAUCAACAGUGAACCGUCCCUCCCACAGCGCCUAGACAGAGUUUCAUUGAAAUACUUUGACGAUUCCAAUCACUUUGCUCUAGCAUCAUCCCCCGACUGCCCGCGAUUAGUCAUUCCCCAACAGCUUCCUCGUCCCUCCGCGGCCAAUACAAGUCCUGCAACACUGUAUCUAUAUGGAGUCUUCCAUCAAAUUGCCCUGGAUGGAACUUUCGACGGCAUGUGUGACGUUAGCCCGCACAUUGUAGCUAUGUAUGCUCACUUCAAUGCAGCGGAAUUCGCUGAACUUGCUAGUAGCAUAAUUCUGGAUAUUGGGGAGGCGCUUGAGAAGUUGAGAGACAUGUGAUUGCAAGGUGGAAAAGGUUGCUGGAGG
This is a messenger RNA of Aaosphaeria arxii CBS 175.79, 648 nucleotides long. RefSeq lists its product as uncharacterized. Lineage: Eukaryota; Fungi; Ascomycota; Dothideomycetes; Pleosporales. The transcript has 2 exons. The record is from RefSeq and is a predicted model, not a curated record. Bases 76 to 621 code for a protein of 181 amino acids.